AUGCACGCCAUGGCCGACGCCGGCGAACCCCCUCCCAAUUUGUGCCCCCUCUGCGGCCACCCCGCCCCCACCACGUCCUCCUCUGCCUCAUUGUCGCCGCCAGUGGCGGCCACGAGGCCGCCGUUGAAGAGGAAUUCGCCGCCUGAGGCGCCGGCCGCCGUGGUGCGGGUGGAGAUAGGGGACGAGGCGGUGGCACUUCGGGAGGCGCUGGCGCGGCAGCAGGUGGCUCUGGGGGAACUGCAGGCCGAGCUGGAUGCGGAGCGCGGCGCGGCGGCCGGCGCCGCCAGCGAGGCCAUGACCAUGAUCCUUCGCCUGCAGCGUGAGAAGGCCGAGGCCAUGAUGGAGGCGCGCCAGUUCCGGCGCUACGCAGAGGAGAAGAUGUCGCACGACGCCGCGGAGCUCGCCGCGCUCGAGGAGGCCAUGGCCAAGCGCGACGCCUCGAUCUCGAUGCGCGCCGUCCAGUCCCAGUCCCGCCUCGCCACGUCGUCGAUACCUUCCUCAUCACCGCGCGUCUCCUCCACGCCGCGCAUGUUGUCCACCCCGCGCCACCCGUCCACGCCGUCGACGGUAACCGGGGCCGGCGGCUACUACCCGCCGCUGCGGUGCUUCAGCGAACGCUUCAACGAUCACCCGCCGACCGCGUCGGAGGCGGACGUGCUGGACGUGCAGACCCCGCGCGACCACCUCGCCCGCCUCUCCCACCGCGUCCAGAUGCUCGAGCGCCGCGCGCCGCCCACGGCCACCACCACGCCCAUCAUCCGCGUUGCGCCGGGCUCCGCGUUCCCCCGCAACUCGCGCGUAUUCUCCGACACCGACAGCAUAGACUUCUGCGACGGCGAGUUCUUCCCGGACGACGACUGCGGCGCCAGCGACCGGGUGUACACCGUGGACGCCAUCCACGGCCGAGGCGUUCCCCUGGCCGUGCCCGAGGGCUCCUACUGCGGCGGCACGCCGGUCGGGAGCGACUGCUGCGGCGGCGGGUCGUGGGCGGAGGACGAGGAGAUGCGUCGGCUCACAGCGCGCCUGCAGGCGUUAGAAGCUGACCGGGAGACCAUGCGCCAGGCCCUCAUUUCCAUGGGUGCCGAGAAGGCGCAGGUGGUGCUGCUCAAGGAGAUCGCGCAGCAGCUCUGCAAGGACGCCCCGCCACCAGUGCCGGCCGUCACCGUGGGGCAUCAUUACUACAAGGGGGCAGCGCCACCGCCCAUGACCGUCACCGUACCACGACCGCAGCGACCCAUGGUUAUGCACAGGAUGGUUGUCAAGAGCCAGCCGCUCACGAGGACCUCAUGCUUCGCGACAGUGGCCAAGUGGGUCGCAUCGAUCGUCUGGUGGCGAAGGAAAUCAUCUCGUAUCAAGUAUCCUAUUGGCCAGUGCGGUAACAAUGUCGGGCUGAUGCUGCUGCUUGACAAGUCCUCGAAGGCUCCAGGGCACGGGCAUCAGAGACCUCCCAAAAGGAUUUAG
Messenger RNA from Lolium rigidum, 1461 nucleotides. Its product is annotated as myosin-binding protein 7-like. The coding region runs from base 1 to 1461 and encodes 486 amino acids. The record is from RefSeq and is a predicted model, not a curated record. The transcript is spliced from 3 exons. Lineage: Eukaryota; Viridiplantae; Streptophyta; Magnoliopsida; Poales; Poaceae.